This is a messenger RNA of Lactuca virosa, 1616 nucleotides long. The record is from the annotation of a GenBank genome assembly. Lineage: Eukaryota; Viridiplantae; Streptophyta; Magnoliopsida; Asterales; Asteraceae.
AUGGCCUAUAACAACAUCAGCGGUAGCAUACCACCAGAGUUUGGAAAUUCAACUCAACUACAAAGGCUUGAUCUUUCUUCCAAUCAUUUGGUAGGUGAAAUCCCAAAGGAGUUUGGGAAGUUGAAAAGUAUGCUGAAUUUGUCCUUGGCUAAUAACCACCUUUCAGGUAUUAUACCUCCAGAGCUCGGAUUUUUAGAACUCCUUGAAGUACUCGAUCUAUCUGCUAAUAGAUUGAAUGGGUCAAUACCAACAAGUAUUAGUCAAUGGGAACAUAUCCACUACUUGAAUCUUAGUAAUAACAUGCUUGGUGAGAAAAUUCCAUCUGAGAUUGGCAAAUUAGUUCAACUUACAGAAUUUGAUUUAUCUCAGAAUUUGCUCACUGAAGAGAUACCAUCUGAAGUUCAAAGACUAAAGUCUUGUGCAAGUCAAAUCCUGAAGAAGAAAAAUGAUCCCUUUCAUCAUCAGCUCAUCCUAAUAAUUAUGCUCCCUCUUAUCGGGGCAACUUUACUUGGUUUUUUCAUGUGUGGCCUCAUUGCUUAUCGAAAACAAAAGAGACAUUCUCCACAGAAACCAUUGGAUAACGAAGGUGGUGAUUACUUCUCCAUAACAAAUUUUGAUGGAGGAGUAGUGUAUGAUGACAUCUUGAAAGUAACAGACAAUUUUGAUGAAGCAUAUGUUAUUGGAACCGGAGGAUAUGGGACUGUGUACAAAGCCGAGAUACAGCCUAACAAUGUGGUCGUUGUCAAGAAACUUCACUCGUCAUCAUCUGAGAAUGUUGAUCUUAAUGGAUUCCUUAAUGAGGUACGAGCAUUAACGAAUAUAAGGCAUCGAAACAUAGUGAAACUUUAUGGAUAUUGUUCACAUGCCCGCCACUCGUUUUUUAUUUAUGAAUACCUUGAAAAGGGAAGCCUUGGAUCAAUCUUAAGAAGCGAUGUCUUAGUAAAAGAAUUGGAUUGGUUGAAAAGGGUAAAUAUUGUAAAGGCUGUAGCUAAUGGUUUGGCUUAUAAGCAUCACGAUUGCUCGCCUCCUAUAAUUCAUAGAGACAUUUCCAUUGCCAACAUCCUUCUUGAUUCCGAUUAUGAGGCGCAUAUUUCUGAUUUUGGCACAUCCAAGCUUUUAAAGCUAGACUCAUCCAAUUGGACUGCAAUUGCUGGGACCUAUGGUUAUAUCGCACCAGAGCUUGCUUAUACGAUGGUGGCAACCGAGAAAUGUGAUGUGUAUAGCUUUGGGAUCGUUGCACUAGAAGUGAUGAUGGGAAAGCAUCCUGGUGAACUACCAACAAUGUCUACUGAUUAUCUGGUGUUAGCAAAUGUUGGAGAUAGUCGGAUUCCACUUCCUUCACCACAAGUUGAAAAACAAGUAAACUUAGUACUCAAUCUCGCAAGAGCAUGUUUGAACUCAAAUCCAAAAGAAAGGCCAACAAUGCACCAAGUUUCAAAUCUGUUCAUGAAGGAUCUGUUUUGAAUUGACAUCUCUGGUUGCCUGAUACUGUGCACUUCUCAUGUUUAAUUUUCUUAAGUUUCCUAUGAUGCAUCUAGAUUAUAUGUAUUAGUUUAAAUGCCUAAUGGUUAAAAAACUUUUCAUAUGUUUUAUAGCACCAUGUAGCAUAACAAUAA